AUGUCGACCGGGUUGGUAGAUAAAUCGUUCGUCAAUAAUGACGAGUUGUUCUAUCUGAAAUGGAACAACUUUCAGAAGAACGUGAGCACGCAGUUCGAAAAGCUUCGCGAGGAGGACGAUUUGGUGGACAUAACGUUCGCCUGCGAGGGUCGAAUGCUUACCGCGCACAAAUUAGUGCUGUUUGCGUGCAGUCCCUACUUCAAGGAACUUCUGAAGAAAAAUCCCUCCCCGCAUCCAGUGUUUUUCAUGAACGACGUGAAAUACGAUGUUCUGAAGGCUAUUUUACAGUACAUGUAUCUGGGCGAGGUGCACAUCACCAACGAAAACCUAAAGGAGUUCAUCAAAACUGCCGAAGGGUUGCAAAUUCGUGGAUUGAGCAAAGAAAACAACGCGGAUUUGAUAAUCCCAACAGGCCCGGACCAUGGCGUGGCAUGUCUACGCCGGGACGACAAAAAUGAUCAAAUGUUGGACGAAUUUUGUCGAAAGCGGGCGGACGUCACGGAUAUACAAUCAGCCUCGUCUGUGCUCAACAUCAAACGGGUCAAGACAGGGCCGGACGGCUCGAUGACGGGCGGUGCACAGGACGGAAGUGUAUCAAACGUCGAACCGAAGGUGGAAAUGGUAGAGUACUUGGACAGUGAGGCUCCGACACACCAUUCGCCAACGUACUGUAGCAUGGAUAAUUAUUCGGAAAAGAAUAAUCCUCGCAACAACGCGAUGGCGGCGGCACACAUGGGCCCGAUGGGCAACGCUGGUUUCCCACCAUCUGCAGUUCCGCCCGGGGCCGGAGCGGGGGCAAACCAACCCGGUGGUUCCGGUGGACAUGGCCAUGAGCAUAAUGUGCAUGAGUACAAAUCGGAGGACGACAGUAGUUGGAUGGAAAAAUCACUCGACAACAUCUCGGUCAACUCCGAGCAAAGCCUAAAGUACAACAGUGGCAGUGGUGGUGGAGCCGGUAACGGUGGCAGUAGUGGCAAUGGGGGCAGUGACAAGAGCAAGGGACGCACCAGCCGAAACAGCAACCGAUCGGUGGAUGAUAAAGCCAACUGUCUAACGCCCCGGUGUUGUCCGGUGUGUUCACGGCUUUAUUCAAACGUGUCCAAUCUUCGGCAGCACAUGCGGCUGAUACACAAUCCGACUGCAGUCUGCUGUCCCAUCUGCCAGAAGCACUUUAACUCGGAGCUCUACCUGAAACGCCACUACUCGUCGAUACAUUCGAUCAAUCCGAACAGUAGCGGCGAGAACGAUCUCGUGGAUACGAAACCUUCAACCGCCCAGCUGCAGCAACAGCAACAACCUUCGCAACAGCAGCAACAAGGACCACAGCCGACCCCACAGCAGCAACAACAGCAACAGCAACAGCAGCAACAACAGCAAGCUCAGCAGCAAGCUCAACAGCAAGCUCAGCAGCAGGCACCGGCGCCAACAGCAAAUACAUGGAAUCCCUACCACCACCAUGACGCGUCGCAGCUGGUGAAUCCGUUCAUAAAAUAAUUAUCAUUCCAGCGAAAACACCGCGAACAAGCUCAUAGUUCAACUCCCAGUGGCAUUACCAACCGUUGCCAACCUAGCUGCGACACAAGCUUCGAUUGACUCGAAGAGACCGUCAACCAUAGUGUAUGGGAGUGUAUGACCGAUCCAAGCAACUCUUGGAAACCCAGGAAUCCGCGAUGCUUAUGCCAAUGAAAGUGCAAUAAUUGUGUCCAACUUGCAGGUCGAGAAAAGAGAGAAAGAAAUAGCAAAAACAGCUUUAGUUGUUUUCGCUUGACAUGCUGCGGAGAUCGCGAUCGGAAUGUAGUAAAAGCGUAGGGAACCGCAUUGCCAAAUUCUGUAUAAAGCAAACAAAACUGCUAACGAGCAAACAAACAAAACGGUUAAAAUCAUACAUUUAACGACCCUUGGGACUACCAUCGUUCACUGUUCAUAUAACGUUUCUUUGCACAUGGUAUCGGUGCAGAAGUACAUCACUUUGCUGCCCGCCAAUAGAAUGAGAACAAUAGCACAACGGUUUGCUAUUAUUUUUGUUUGAUUGUUUAGCUUCUCGCCUGCUCACAAUAAUUUACGUACAAAACGAAGCUAAGCCAUUUUAUAAUAUUUUAUCAAAAACUACGAUUGUAGCAAAACGCGUGAGGAGAAAUGUCGCCCUUUUCUUAAAAGGUUGAUCUGAACUAUGAUGGUACUGUGUACUUACGCGUAAGCCAAAAAAGGACAGAAGAAUACAAUUUUCCUAAGCUCAAUUUUAUGGGGUGAGAUUGUGUCUAGAAAUGUCUUGGAGUUGAGUGUGAGGUACAGGUGUGAGCUACUUGUGAAAAGACGCCAUUCAAGAACAAAAUCGGCUGCUGGAAUUGUAGAAGUGUUUAAGAAUCCCACCACAGGUGCAAGCGCGCUAGUUAAGUUCUACAUUUGAAGCAAGCAGAACAAAGUAGCAUAUGCGUUUUGCAUAGCUUUUAGCUUUGUUUACCUUUCGUACUUCUGUUGCUGCUGGUGUUCGAUUCAAGAUGCGGAUUGCAUCAAAGGAUACGACUUCAUUGUUGCGGGCUUGACAAAAUGUUUCUAGUUUUUCCAUUCAAUUCCAGCUACAAUGUCUCUUCUUCCUUGGGCAAAACAAAAUAUGUUAUACGUACGUACUACUAACAAACAGUUUAGUGUGAUUAUUGUACAUAUAGAGAGUAUCGAUACAAAACAUGGUAAUGAUAAUAAUUAUAAUAGUGAUAAUGG
Anopheles cruzii is the source of this 2718-nucleotide messenger RNA. RefSeq names its product broad-complex core protein-like. Gene Ontology annotation, cellular component: nucleus. The transcript has 5 exons. NCBI's taxonomy places the organism in Eukaryota, Metazoa, Arthropoda, Insecta, Diptera, Culicidae. Gene Ontology annotation, biological process: regulation of transcription by RNA polymerase II. Gene Ontology annotation, molecular function: protein binding. The coding region runs from base 1 to 1494 and encodes 497 amino acids. The record is from RefSeq and is a predicted model, not a curated record.